UAGUACCUUAAUAAUAAGAAGAUUCAGCAGCAAUAUGUAUUUGUAGAAAUGUGCUCAUCAUUAUCUGGAACUACUUCUCCUGUUAGAAACAGCCUCAAUGCAAACUGUCCACAGGUCUCUCACAGUCUCUCUGAACUUCUCCGUCUGUGUCUUUCAGACUAAAGCAGACAAAGCCGAUGAUGUGAAAGCCAGGCUGAUCUUGGAAAAACUGGAAGAAGAUGAGGCCAAGGAGAAGGCCAAGCAGGAGAUGAUGGCUCACGUUAAAAAGCAGGAGGAAUGUCAGAAGGAGUUCAAGCUCAACAUGAACACAGUGCAGGAGGAAAUCCUGCUGCUUGGUGGACGCAGACAGGAUCUGCUGGACAAACUGAAGAGAUGUCAAGCUGCGCUGGAGGCGAAGAGGGCCGAGUCCACAAAACUCAAGCAGAAAUUCAAGAUCUACGCCCAGAUUCCAGACACAGAGGUGGAGUUCAGGGCUCAGAGUAAAGAGGAGAGGGACGACAACAGUCAGCCAAUCAGAGGAGUGUUUGCCAUCAGCCAGAGACCCACUGUGCUCCUGCAGGGAGGACAGGCACUCAUCACCUUUGAAGAAGAGAAGGUGGCCUCUCAGAUCCUGAAGAUUGCCAAGUGCUCUGUGUCCUGUGAGAACAUCAGUCUGGAUGUGAAACCAAAAAGAAUCACCAUGGAUCCUGCUGUUAAGUUUGAGGUCCACCUCGAUGUGUCCAGACGGGAGCUCAAGGUUUCCAACGUCCCCCCUUCCAUACCAGAGGAGAGGGCAAAGGAGCAGCUGGAGAUGAGUUUCUCCAGGCCCAGCAGAGGAGGAGGAGAGGUCGACGGCGUGGAGUACGACAGGAACACUGGGACAGGACAGAUCACCUUCCUCCACCCUGGAGUUGCUGAGGGCCUGGCCCUGAGUGGGAGGUACCGUGUGGAUCUGGACUCUGAAGUGAACGUGCAGGUUGGACAUGUUUACAAAUACCAGCUGUGCAAGUUCCAGACCUUCUGUGGCGCUCCAAAGCGUACCAUCCUCCUGAAAGACAUCGAGGACAAGGGGGACGAGGAGGACCUGCAGGACCACCUGGAGAUCCACUUUCAGAAGCCCAGGAACUUCGGCGGUGAGAUAGAGAGCAUCCAGUACGCCUCCAGGGGGAAGGCUCUGCAGGCCUUCUUCUGUGAGGACUCACCUACUACAGCUGCAACAUGAGCUGCUCCUCAUCCGUCGUCUGUCUCCUGUGAUCGAUGGAAUUAGAAAAUCAUAUCUGUAAUAUAUUAAUAUGAUAUGAAAAGUUCAUUUAUUUGCUGUCCUGCUGAGAAUUAGACGGGAAUAUUUAGUGAUUUCAUGGGCGAGGCACUGCUUUCUAACACGUAUAUGUGGAGGACACCAGUAUGUAGACGCUGACAGCCUCACGGUCACUUGUGUCACUGUUGGGUUUCAUGUCACACACUUCCUUAGAAAGCUGUGGAUGCUCCUCCCUUCAGGGGUCACAGCUGCACAAACACAAGCUGAAGAUAAAGCAGUUGCCUCGGUGAUAGUCUGGGUAUUAUUAGUGACACUGGCACACUUCCUGUCCUCCUGUUUUAGGCCGAUACUGGACAUGUUUUAAACGUGUCAUACUUUCUCUUCUCUGCUCAUUAAAUGAUCUUUAUGCUGAAUCAAC
This is a messenger RNA of Anarrhichthys ocellatus (wolf-eel), 1655 nucleotides long. RefSeq names its product N-myc (and STAT) interactor (gene nmi). Bases 98 to 1201 code for a protein of 367 amino acids. The transcript is spliced from 7 exons. Gene Ontology annotation, cellular component: cytoplasm. Lineage: Eukaryota; Metazoa; Chordata; Actinopteri; Perciformes; Anarhichadidae. The record is from RefSeq and is a predicted model, not a curated record.